UUGUCAACAGCCAAUGAAUACAAAGAAGAAGAAAAAGAAUCAGCAGAAUAUCGUCAAGCAUAGGAACUCGGCUGGAGCCACUUCCAUCAUGUCAGGAUAGAAAAGCAAACAAACAGCAGAAAAAGCUCGGUCGAACCAUCCUUUUCCGAAACGGAGUCUUUACGAUGGAAGGCGAGGAGGAGAGGGGUGUUGUUCGUGUCAAAGUCAAGGUUUCUGCUGCCUGAGCUGUUCACUAAGCACACAGUCAGUUGUGGCCAACUUCCUGAUGUACUCAUGGAUGUUUGUUGUCUCAUCCUGGACGGUGGUUCAGACACUCACUUGCCCUCUGCCUCCUUCCUUUCGCUUUGUGUACAAUCUCAAGGUGCUGGAUUUGGGUUGAAACCCUCCACACAUGGUAAGGAGAUUGAUGUAAUCUCUCCAGCAUGUCUUGGGUUUGCCUCGGUGCCUCCGUCUGGUGGGCCGUGCCCAGAACACCUCACCCAGAAGGCGCCGAGGAGGCAUCCUAAUCAGAUACCCAAACCACCUCAACUGGUCGUGCUCCUUUUCCAGCUGAGGACCACAACCUCAGAUUUGGAGGUGCUUGUUCUCAUUCCCGCUGCUUCACACUUGGCUCCGAACUGCUUUAGUGCAAGCUGGAGGCAACCACCAAGGCCACAUCAUCUGCAAACACUGUUUUUCCCAUGUGAGCGUUGAAGUUUUCCAGUAGGAUGACAGAAACACUAGAUGGAUCACCCUAAAGCAUCCCACUCAGUGACCCCAUGAAGGCUGGCUAGUCUGAACUGUCCAUUGGUGCAUAAGCACAGAUGACAGUCAGGACCCAUUCCCCGACCCAAAGGUGCAGGGAACCAAUCAUCUCAUCCACCAGCAAAAACCCCAGCAUACUGGCAGCAAGAGGUUACAUUCCAUGAGUGUGGUCCCAUGACGCUUCUUUGGGCUGUGCCUGCCAGCACAGAUGGCAUAAGGCCCGACCCCCCCAGACGCUCACCUUUGAGUUCCCUCUCCAGGCCUGGUUUCAGGAAAUGUGAUGGGGCACUUCCUGUGGAGUUUCGCUCCUUUGCUGUUGAUCCCCAGAUAACAUCGCUGGAGGUUUUGCAGCACAUACUUAUCAGAGCCUUUGAUUUGAAUGGGAAGAGAAAUUUCAGCGUUGGUUACCUGUCUCGCGAUCGCAGCGGGGCUGAAAUGUAUAUGUCUCUGGUCUCUGACUGGGAUUUGGAUGCUGCGUUUGUCAGUGCAGCCAGACCAUUUCUGCAGCUCAAGAUGGAUAUAAAACCUUCUGAGGACAGCCCUGUUUUGGAAGACUGGGACAUCAUAAGCCCCAAAGACGUGAUUGGCUCUGAGCAGCUUCUCACAGAGAAGACUAGAUCCUUGGCAUCUGCAGCUCUUCCCUUCACCCAGUCUCUACUGUCCCAGGUGGGCCGGACCCUGUCGAAGGUCCAGCAGGCCUUCAGCUGGUCUUAUGGGGAGGAGAUCAAGCCUUUCAAGCCCCCUCUAAGUGACGCUGAGUUUCACAGUUACCUUAACGGACAGGGACAGUUGACCCGGCCUGAGGAACUCAGACUGCGAAUCUACCAUGGGGGUGUGGAGCCGUCGCUGCGGAAGGUGGUUUGGCGUUACCUCCUGAAUGUCUAUCCAGAUGGACUUAGUGGACAGGAGAGAAUGGACUACAUGAAGAGGAAGACGAGAGAGUAUGACCAGCUAAAGAGAGAGUGGACAACCCGGGUUAGUCAUGAGGACCUUGAAUUUAUCCGUGGAAAUGUUCUCAAAGACGUCCUGAGGACGGAUCGAGCUCAUCCAUACUAUGCAGGCUCUGAGGAUAGUCCCCAUUUGACUGCCCUCACAGAUCUACUCACCACAUUUGCCAUCACUCAUCCACAGAUCUCUUACUGUCAAGGCAUGAGUGACAUUGCCUCCCCAAUACUUGCAGUAAUGGACAACGAGGCACACGCCUUCAUUUGCUUUUGUGGCAUCAUGAAACGCUUAGAAGGAAACUUCCGGCCAGACGGGCAGCUCAUGUCUGUUAAGUUCCAGCAUCUGAAGCUCCUCCUGCAGUACUCCGAUCCUGAAUUCUACUCUUACCUAGUGUCCCGAGGAGCUGACGACCUCUUCUUCUGCUACCGUUGGCUUCUUCUGGAGCUUAAACGAGAGUUUGCGUUUGAUGAUGCUCUAAGGAUGCUGGAAGUUACUUGGAGCUCUCUGCCCCCAGAUCCUCCUGAAACUGAAGUGGAGCUUCUGGGGCCACCUCUGGAAGCCGACGAAACAAUGUUCAGCAACUUUGAAGACAAGACGGUUGAGGACUACUUUCAAGAUAAGGAACAAAAAGAGAAGCAGCGUCGACGGCACAUGCUGCGACCUUCAAGAGAAGAAGCAGACAUGAACAUAAAUGCCAUCGCUGAUGAAAUGGACAGGCAAAGCGUGAGCUCGGACAAAGCAAAUGUGGGUGACGAGUGUGAUAUCCCUCAGGUAACCAUGGCAAAGACAGAUUUGAAAGGUGCUCCCUUCGAGAGGCAGACUAGUUUUGGGGAGUUUAAAUAUUAUACUGCCCGAAAUGAAGACAGCUUUGAUAUGGAGGAGGUUGAACAGCAUCCUCCAUGUCAACAGGGUGCGGUGGUUUCAGAGUCGAUAACGAGCAUCCCGAGGCGCCAAUCCACAACUGACACUGAGGAGGACACGGGAGAGCAAACACCACUGUUUAAAACUUUUGAUAAUGAUGUUUCUCCACCUCUUUUCCCAAGCAGCCAACCCGUCUGGAAAACUGGCUCCUCUGUCUCUCCCAUGUCUUCAGUGUCACCAUCGAGUUGGCCUGGUGUUUCUCCAGACUCUCCUCCAAAGUCCACAUCACCAUACGUGAGCAACGAAAGUGAGGCCUUACCAAGAGCUGGCCUAAACGUGUCAGCUUCUUCUACUCAGUUGCCCAGCAGUACACGCAUCAGUUCACCCACAACCCCCACUGCACGGACAUCCGUCAGCUCUCUUUCUACUGCUCAAAACAGAUCCCUGCUGUCUUCACCCAUUUUGUCCUUUGGAAGAGGAACAUCUUUGUCUGGUUCCAGGUUGUACUCAAACAGUCUCCUCUCACCUGGCAACAAAUCCCCCAGCAGCGCUGCUAAUACGCCCAGUUCUCUAAAAGCCGAGACCACUGGCAUCAAGCCGUGUUCCUUGCCACCUCCUCAAGAGUUUGGUAAAGGCAACCCCUUCAUGCUGUUCCUGUGCUUGUCCAUCCUGUUGGAGCACAGAGACCAUAUCAUCAAGAACAGUUUGGAUUACAAUGAGCUAGCCAUGCACUUUGAUCGCCUUGUGCGACGCCACAACCUGAGCAGAGUGCUGCAAAGAGCCAAGGCCCUGUUUGCAGAGUACUUGCAAAGUGAGGUGUGGGACUCAGAAGAAGGGGAUGAGGUUAGCUCAGACUCUCCAACAACAGCUACUGCUACUCAGCACUCCCCUUCUUCAGCCAUCUCUGCUAAGCCCAUUUACAGCCCUUUAGCAUCUCCACAGUUGUCAUCUCCAAACUCAACCUAUAAUUUGGCAAACACCAUUCCUUCUCUGAUAGCUCAAAAUUCCUUUUCCACCAGUUCCUGAUUCUGUUGUACAUCACUGGCCUCCUUUUCCGGACUGCUUAGUGGAUUCAGCUCUUUCAAUUCUGUCUCUAAUUAAAUACAUAUAUUCCUUAAGGUCAGUGUAAUAUUUUUCUUGCUUGUUCUCUGGAAGUCGGGAUAAAGAACCUAAGAAGCCUUUUUUCCAUUGGGGUUGCUGAUUCUUGAAGCUCAGUAAUUCGGGAAUCUGAUAUUUGACCCUGAGCCUGUCUGAAUCAUACACUUGGUGCAUUUAACCCGUGUUGCCACUUUUAUCAUGUUUGUUUACAAUCUGAUUUCCUCUCCAGGAAGCCAUGGAAGUAUGUUAAUUAAAACACGGGAGUUCAAUUACUUAAAAACAUAAUGGGAUGGUGGUUUCUUGAACUCAAGUCUUUGCUUUCACUCAUCCCGAGUGCACGAACCACUGAAUAAUUGCAGAAUUUGUAUGUUUUGUUUUGUUUUUUGUUUGUUUGCUUGUUUAUUGUUUUUUUUGUUUUUUUUUAAAUAACCUCAAGUGUGACUUGUUACUCAUAAAAUAACAUGUUUGAUAGGGAUGUGACCCUGUGACCCCAAUAAUUUAAUCCGAUAAUCUAAAUUCUUUUAGUUUGGAUAUUUUAAAUAACUGUGUGUGUGAACAAGGAGCCACUCGCUGACUAUUUAGUUGGCAUGUUGUUUCAUUUCUUUGUAUCUUCAAAGCAAACAUGCAGAAAGGCAUUUGCAGUGACAUUCACUGUGCUCGGGAGCACAUGGUGCACCAUCCAGGACUCAUUUCUGCCUGAAAUUGCUUCCUGUUGAAAGUAGGUUGUCCUCUAAAACACUCACUUGAGGCAACUAGUUGUGAACUGGUGCCAUACAAAUAAUAUUGAAUUGAAAACAUACUUGGCAAUAUUUGACACAUAACACGACCAUAGCUGCAUACUUAUUGGCCAGUAGUUCCUCAUAGAGUAGCUAUGGUCCAGAUGAACUGGUUUACUUAUUACAAACAUAUAGCUGCUGCGUAUGGUCCAGUCUCUGCUCUUUAGACGUUUUCCAGUCAAUUUCUAGUUCUUUCUAAUUCAUCUCGAAGUUGUAAGACUAGCUCACCAUAACCACAACCUACCCUAUACUGGAGCAGACAGUAUGAAGGCAUAGGUUCUGAUGUUGAAACUGAGAUGGGGCCGCUGUCUCUGAUCCAACCUCUGCUAAGCUGCUGUUAAAACAAACAGUUGUGACGUCUCUUUAAAACAUGUUAGCCCAGGACAAAAACUGUGAACAUCAGUGUGGUUUCAGUCUACUUUGUACAAAUGCCUUUUUAUUAAGAGACCUUGUGCUGGGGUCACAAAAUUAAAACUACAUGAGUAGUAAAGUAAGUACUGCACACUGUAAAUGUGUUUAUUGAGUAAUGUUUAAUUUUAGCACUUUGCUCAUUGCUCUUUUCCAAAGACAGUGUUUUAUGAAUGUACAGCUCGCAUCUUCUUUUGUCCUUUUUGGAGGGAAACUAAGAUCUGUGGUGAUCUCACAGAGUGAACCCGACUAACAGCAAUCAAUCAAAAAGCAGCUGAAAGCUGUCAGGACACGCCCAGGACGAUUGGCCCUAUUUUGUUGUUUUGUUUUUUUUGAGUUGAUUCACAGAUUUAUUGAUCACAUUAGAUAUGUGCCUGUGAAAUCAAAGCUUGCAUUGUGCUAGCUCUGAUAUAAACUCCACUCUAACAAAGCUUACAUUCAUCAUUUUCUGUUAUUGUUUGUGUCAAAGCAGUUAUGCUCAUGCUGUGGUUAUAAAAGGUGGUGAUGAUGUUCUGGUCUUAUUUUUUACCAGCUCAACAUAGGUGAAGGGAAGCAAAAUACAUAUUUAUGUUUUAGGCCAUGACACUGUCAAUAAGCUGGGCAGCUGGAGAAAUGCUUACUCUGGAUGGGUUUUGGCCCCGGUCACAUGAAUCCAUCCUUAGACCACAUGCUCGACGUUCCAGACCUCAGCUCAGUUGUGUGCCAUCUGUUAGGGAUAUGAAGGCACAACUACAAAUUUUGGGAGUAGAUCUUAAAACAUUCUUCUUCUUAGCAUGGUUUACCUUACCUAUUCUUACUUUUUAAGGGAUAGGUAUUCUGCAAACAGUACUCAUGCAAAAGUAACGCUUAUUUGAGAAAUACCUUCUGAGGACUGUUUCUAUUUAAACAGAAUUUGAAGUGACUGAUAUCGUUGGAGAAACUCGUAUGGUUAUGAUUCUGGGGUUCUGUUUUGCCUCCUUUUGUAUGUCAGUAUUUAAUAUCAAAAUAAACCAAUCUGAAGUAACUGUACUCACUGGACUGUGAGCUAGCAAUAUGUACAUUUAUUUAAAAAGAUUUAUCUCAAGUUAUCUAUGUAAACAAAAGUUAAAACACAAUGUUACUGAUUGUAUAUUGGACACAAAUAAAUAUUCAGUGCAGCUGAUUGCAUGGAGGAUGAUUGUUUUGAACUGAUUCAUGAAGGCUACAAAAGUCCCAAGUGUAGAAUUUGAAAUACAAUCCUGUUCUCAAAACUGCCUCAAUUUUAAUUUUACUUGGGUGGAUCUAGUACUUCUUUGUUAAUUCAUUUAAAGCAAUUAAGCAUUUUAAGAAGUUAGUCUAACUGAUGCACACAUGAGGUUCACGCCUGAUUAUAAAUUCUGCUUCACACCCACCAUCUGAUGACAAAGUUGAGUUGUAGACACAGUAGGGUUGAAUUCGAUGUCAGCACAUCCGUUGCAGCUGUAACAGCUUCAGCUCUUCUCGGAAGGCUUUCUACAACGUUUAAGAGUGUAAUUAUGUCAAUUCUGACCAUUCUUCCGAAAGCCUGGCCUAUUCAUCCCAAAGGUGUUCUGUCGAGUUGAGGCCAGGACUCUGGCGUGGAAGAGCUUGACUAGCCAGAACAAACUCCCUCAUAUGUGUCUUUGACUUUGAUUUGUACAUUGAUGCACAGUCAUGUUGGCACAGGAGGGGCCAUCUCCAAACUGUUCCUACAAAGGUGAGAGCAUGAAAUUGUCCAAAAUGCCUUGGUAUACUGACGCAUUAAGAGUUCCUUUGACUGGAACAAAGGUGCAUCUGACAGUUUGCAUUAAGGUUUGGAUGCAGCUGCUCAGCCAUGGAAAUCCAUUCCAUAAAGCUCUGUAUGUGCUGAGCUAAUCUGAAGGCCAGGCGAAGUUUGCAGGUGUGUAUCCAUUUACUCUACAGAAAAGCUCCGUGUUGCUGUCAUUCCCAGUUGCUUCACUGUUAUAUUACCUGUAUCAGUUGACUAAGGAAUUUUUAAUGAGGAAAUUUAACAUCUGGAAUUGUUACACAGGUGGCAUCCCGUGUAACAGGGUACCACUGUGCGCUCCAGAGAGCAACCUGCUCUGUCACAAGGAGCAGUCUGCAGACUUAGGUCCUUGCUUUUAUACACCUGUGGUCAAUGAAGUGAUUGGAAAACCUGAAUUCAAUGAUUUGGAUGGGUGUGUGAAUUAUUUUGGCAACAGCAUCAUUUAUAUUGCUCAUGUUAUGUUUGAGCAGGGGUAGCUUGUCGGCUAUCACGAUUGGCUGUCUACCUGCAGAGAGUGUUGUCAGUGGAGGGAGUGUGCAAAAUAAUCAGCCCACCGCGUCUGUGGGCUUCACUUCCUGGUGUUGUUGCCAAUUGUAGACAUGAGCAAAGUUGUAACUUACAAAGGAGUUGAAGUGAAAUCAAGUGGAGGACUACACAGGAGCACAUUUGCAGUGGUUGAAAACAUGUACAUGGACCCUAUGACAAUGACAGAUUUGCAGGAUCAUAAACCUUUAAUACUUAUUUUAUGCUUGAACACGGAUAGUUCAAAGGUAGCCUGUCGGCACUCACAGACUGAUAAAAAUGUAAUACAUCUGGUCUUUAGGCUACUCGUAAUUGUUUUUGUCGGUCCAUCAGCAAACUGCUGAGAAGAUUAAAGUUAUAACUUACAAACUGCUCAAGUAAAAUGGAAUUUUAAAACAAUA
This is a messenger RNA of Haplochromis burtoni (Burton's mouthbrooder), 7499 nucleotides long. RefSeq names its product TBC1 domain family, member 25 (gene tbc1d25). The transcript has 9 exons. The record is from RefSeq and is a predicted model, not a curated record. Gene Ontology annotation, cellular component: autophagosome. Gene Ontology annotation, molecular function: GTPase activator activity. NCBI's taxonomy places the organism in Eukaryota, Metazoa, Chordata, Actinopteri, Cichliformes, Cichlidae. Bases 919 to 3576 code for a protein of 885 amino acids. Gene Ontology annotation, biological process: regulation of autophagosome maturation; activation of GTPase activity.